UUUUUGGACAUCUUUCGGCCUCUGGUGGUCGUAAGUCACAGGAAGAGGCAGUGGACGGCAAAAAGUUACGUCUCAAAAAAACAAACACAAAACAAAAAUAUAUAUAUAGUUUUCAGUCGAGUUCACUCGGGGUUCGCUGAACAUAUUUAAUGAUCAUCUGCACAUAAAGAGGAAUGAUUUAAUCCUGCUUUUAUAUCUGAUGUCAAACGUCGCGCGCUUGAAUUGGUCUCCACUUCCGCGUACAAUGUUUUUUUCCAACGGCAUACGACAACUUUAGAACAGGAAGCCUUCAGAGGCGCUUGUCACUUCGUCUCACCUUCUUGGAGGAGCUCGGUUAACUGGUGUUGGUGUCACCUACGACAGCAUGGAUUAUGAAGACGCCCACAACGGGCGCAGGCCGUCAGGAGCUCAGAGUUCAAAUCCAGCCAUGAACAUAAUUGGAGCGGAGGAUGAAGACUUUGAGAAUGACGAGCAACCUAUGGUGGAUGAUCACUGCAGUCACUUUAACAGCAUUGAGCUGUUGAAGUCCAGGCCCACCCACCUACUGGUCUUCAUUCAUCAUGUCAUGUUACAGUUUGACUGUGCUCCUUUGCUAUGUUACCUUCAUGCUGACCUCUUCAAGAACUUCAAUGCCAAAGACACCAAGAAGCACUUUGUGGAAUUCUACAACACUUUCCUGGAAAAAGGAGCGAUUCUCAAAGUACCUAUGCCAAAUUACAUCGCCUAUGAACUGGAUCGCACGCGUCCAGAAAUGAUCAGCGAAGACCAACAAAAAAAUUAUGCUCGUGAAACACAGUUCAUGCAGAGUACAGAGAUACUGCGGCAGCUAGACGACUUCAGGCAGAAGAGGAUGAUGGGAAUGACCCCCAAUGAGCGUGAACUAAAUGAUGUGGAAUCCCAUCGUCCAACCGACCGCAUCCCCAUGGAGAUGAAGGAGAAGGCUGUAGCUGAAUCCUUGCUGGAAAAGAUGGUAGAAUCCAACCCCUCAAUUGUUGCCGACAAGGACAAAAGUAACUGUGUCUUUGGAGCAGUUGCCUUUUAUAUGAAGCAGCUUGGUGUCAAGACCAGAGCACUUGACAACAAGAAGACUAAGUCAGGAUGGCGGCCCUCUGUCCCUUCCGUGCUGAAGCCAUGGGGAACCAACAAAAUCAACAAAAUAGAUAAAAAAAUUCCUCCAUUCUAUGAUGGUAAGCAAACUAGAUUGGACUUUGAAGUAAAGCCAAACAAAGGAAAUGCCCAAUCUCAUCGAGUGUCCGUAAGCGAUAGCGGUGCCACUUCAGGGCGGAAACUUGGUGUGGCGGUGUCAGGUAGCACGCAUGGCUCGGAGAGUGAAGAAUUGACCAUCAGCGUCAGUGUGACUCCUAGUCCUGACUCUCAGAGUGACACAGGUGUCAACAACAAUCGCUCAGACCCCAAACCAGAAGGUGGAGAUGCAUCUCCUGUCAGUACUGGUGGGAGUCUCUCCAUCUGUGAACCUCUCUCUGUCAUUGACAUGCUUCCAGAUGAAAGUCUGGAUGGAAGCAGAAAGAAGACAAGGAAUGUGCGCCGCAGCGAGAGCCUUUGCGUGGAGCGCCGUCACUCUCGCCGUAGUGGCUCUACCCGGGCCAAGCAGUCUCGCUCCCGUAGCGAUGUGGACCUGCAGUCAACCUCUACCUCUCAACCCCUCUCACCCUCCCCACAGCAUUCAGUCUCUGCGGAAGGUGGAUUGGUACCUGACGGCCUCGUCACUGAUCCUGAAGUUAGCCCCUUGCCUCUACAGGAGGAAAUGGAGCCCCGUCUCCUGGAGCUCGAGCAGGACCCUCCCAACUGGAGGGGCCUUGCUUCUUCCGAGGACCUGAAAAAACUGAGCAAGAAGGAAAUCAAAAGACAAGAAGUCAUCAAUGAGCUGUUUACGACAGAGCACGCUCAUGUUCGUAUGCUGAGUGUAUUGCAGACUGUGUUUUCUCGUCCGCUGGAGAAGAAUGAUAUUAUGAGCAUAACUGAGCUGGCCACCAUCUUCCCCAGCCUUGAUGAGAUCAUAGAGAUGCACUAUGCUUUUUAUGAAAACCUGAAAAAACAGCGGCAGGAGGAUGAGUACAUUGUCAAAAAUAUUAGCACGCCACUUCUCAACAGGUUCAGUGGAUCAGAAGGAGAAUGGUUUCAGAAGCUCACCGCUCGCUCCUGUAGCUACCAGUCCUGGGCUCUGGAGCAGAUAAAGAACAAACAGAAGAAGGAUCCCCGUUUUAAUGCUUUCAUACUGGAGGCAGAGAGUAAGCCACAGUGUCGGAGGCUACAGCUGAAGGAUAUCAUUCCCAUAGAGAUGCAAAGACUAACCAAGUAUCCUCUCCUGCUGGAAAAUAUUGCCAAGAACACAGAUGAUGAAACUGAAAAAGACAACAUUAACCAAGCAGCAGAAUCCUGUCGUAAGAUCCUCAACCAUGUCAAUGAAGAAGUCAAACUCAUGGAGAACCUGCUGAUUUUGAAAGACUACCAGCGCCGGCUGGACACCUCAGGUCUGAAACCGAGCAAUGACCUCUACAGUGAGUACAAGAACAUUGAUUUGACCACCAGAAAGAUGCUAUUUGAAGGACCUCUGACAUGGAGGGUGACCAAGGAGAAAGCGAUCGAUGUCUACUGUGUUUUGCUGUUAGACAUGCUGGUCUUGAUUCAGAAGCAAGAUGAUAAGAUGCUUUUGAAGUGUCAGAGCAAAAGCAACAUCGCCGUUCAGGAAGGCAAACAGAUGCUGAGUCCAAUAAUCAAACUAGAAUCGGUUUUUCUCAGAGACGUGGCCACUGACCCGAAGGCCCUCUAUGUUAUCUUCACCUGGGACAGCGGAGCACAGAUCUAUGAACUAGUGGCUCAGACCCUCGGGGAGAAGAAAAAUUGGACAGUGGUGAUUAAAUCUGCGGUUGAAGAGUUGAAGAAGAGAGAUGGGAAUAAGCUGAAAAGAGAAAGAGGUGGCAGCAUGCCCAGUGGACCUACAUUCCAUUUCCAGGGCCCUCUUAGCCCAACUGAGAAUGGAGAAAACCCUUUGAAAAGUCGCGGCCGAUUUAAAGAAAGUCUUACUGAUGAGAAGAGUCGAGAAACUGGUUCUUCACUCAUAGACUACCUAGCAACCAAUGGUUUUGACCUGCUCAGCCAUAGCCACGCUCCUCCAGAGAAGUCUGCUAUUGGUGCUUUGGAUGAAGUCAUGUGUUUGAAGAGGCUAUUGGUCGGUAGUAUUAGUCUGUCCGAUGACUCUCAGACUCCUGGGGAAAAUGGAGGGAAGGCACCUGAAAGCCAGGAGGCAGAUGGAGUGGAGGAAUCCAGCACAGAAGAAAGUACUGAAGGAGGUGAGAGUGGGGGAGAUGGAGGGAAUAAAGGAGAAGAGGACAGAGAAAUCACCGCUCCUCUAGUGCUUUCUCAGGAACGCUUGGAGGAGGUACAGAGGAGACUGCAGGCGCUUGAGGAGCAACUGAAGAGACUGCAGACUGUCGAGGAGGACCAUCAUAAGUUGCAAGAAACUCUUGCGAAAUAUUUACUUCAUGGGGGCCAUUACAACUGAGAAAAAUCACAACCUGCUGUUACAAGAUCACUGUAUGUGCUGGACUCGAGACUUGCUUUGGAGGGAUUCUCUGAUUGACUAAUUCUGCCUGAAUGUUCCUGCUCUAUCUCUUCUCUCUUCUCAACUGUCCUUUCAGAAGAUUGUCAGCAGGCCUCCAGCACUUUCCAUGCCACUGAGAAAUGAAAUGAAGUGGGUGUUGUGAAAUUAUAGUGAUCCUUAACCUUGAAUGAGUGCAUAUGUGUUUCUUUUGAGAAGUAUGAGAGACAGCCUUGCCAAAAGAUGCCAAAGAAAUGUGCAACACCUAGAGAGAUUCCAGAGCAAAUGCUACGAGUGAAAGCACUGUAACAUACACAAACAUGCGCACACACACACACACACACACAACGAUAAACCUGUCUAAGCAUGUCAAAAGUUAUUUAGUACCAAAAGAAUAUCUAUAUUCAUAGAAAAGUAUAGUUGAAUCUUUGUCUGUUUCUCAGAAUCUACUUUAGUCAGGUUUUUAAUAAGGGUAAUUUAAGGAGAAUAUGUGCCCUUUCAUUUUAUUUUAUUUUACGCAUUUCAAGAUGUUUACUCACCCUAAUAAUUAUUACCGUUCUAUAUUACAUGUAUUUUCAAAAAUAAUAGAUAUUCAAAAGAAGAUAUGUCACCAUUGUAGCAUGCAUUGCAGUUAAAACAUGGAUUUUUAAAAAUUUUAUUAACCCUGUUUUAAUUUGUCUUCUUACCAGAAGUUCUGUUGUUGCUCUGUGAGUGAGAAAAGAAGUGCUAAGUAGGAUAGAUCAACAGAUGGAUGAGCAGAGGAAGUAGAGAGAAGGCAGAGGAAGGUGCGCUUGUUUUGUUAUGCGUAACCCCUCUGAAGUGAAAUCAAGGCAAGCACUGAUGUCAAGAAAUGUCAUGAGGGUUUGACAUUGUGGGUGUGAGGAAAUAUGCACAUAUUAGGUAGUAUUUUGAAUGACCAGCUCACAGGAGCAUCCACACGUCGGUGCCGUUAUAACAUGAAGCAUGCACCGUGUAUAACGUUCUCUAACCCGGGUGUUGCAGAUUGUACUCUGGUAGGUUGGCCCAGAUUGUAUGAUAAUCAUCACACAUUGCCUAUUUUUGUGCACUAUGCAAAUUCUGUUACUGUUGCUAUAAAACUUAUCGGUCAUUUCAGAUAAUUCCGUUUUUCUACCUUUAUAUACUACAGUACAUUUCUGUAAUUGCUUGUCAUUGUUUCUCAGUUUAUUUUAUUUUAGGGAGUAGUUUUCUGUGUAAACAGGACCAAAGAAAUUAUAGUGGGACAAAGUUUAUAUAUGACAACACUUGCAUGGGAAGGUCAAUUGUCAAUUGGAAUAACUUACUUAAUGUUGGCCUUAGCUGCUGGAUCAACCCAGAAAAAGAUGAAGUGGAUGAAUUGACUUAUAAUCCUAUUUAAGACUGAAAGAGUUAAUUUGGUUCAGAACUGAACUGCAGUAUGAGUAAUAGAGAAAGGAGCUUGAUUCUCAUUAUCAGUCUCUCCUGCUCUCCUUAUCUAAUUAUGAAACCAGACCACAGACAAUCAGACACUUGCAGGGGUUUAAUAUGAUGUUAUAUCUCAGAGUUCAGAGACCGGAACACAAACUGUAGGUUUUUUCCACCAGUACUGUAAUUAUUUUUAUGGAUUCAUGAUGCUACUGCAACAGGUCUUUCUACCCUCGACUGACUUCCAAAUUUUUGCAGCUUAUUUUACCUUAUUUGUUACAUUAUGUGAUUUUACAUUCAUUUUUAAGUUGUAAUUGUGUUUAGAAUAUCGAUUUCUGUUAGGCCUUGGUUCCUUUUCCUGCUGUUUUCCUUUCGUAAAAUGGUUUACCAGAACAAUUUGCAAGAAGUCUUGCAUUCUGGUCCUAGUAAAUGUCAGAAAGACCUUUUGUUCAUUUGCAUAGCUUUAUCCUUUUAGAAAAAACAAAUGAAACCGUUUAAAGUUUGGUAAUGAAACUAUCAUGGUGCAAGAUCUGUUCUGCCUACUUCACUUUCCUUCAGCCCUUUUUGCAUGUGGUUUAUUAAUUUCCUUUUAUUCUGUUCUUUUGGUUUUCUUACAAAGUUAUGUAAUUACCAUAUUAUGCAUUGCUUGUUAUAAAAGAAGGACUGAGAGAGACAAAGUACACCCUUAACCAGAACAACUAUAAAAGGCUGAAUUUCACUUUUAUGGCAAGAGUCUUAUUUUUGAUGUGGAACUAACCACAGCUUAAAUUUGAUUAGAAAGUGUGUUUGAAAUUGAGCCUUCAACUCUUGAUAACUGAUAAGACAGGGUUUUGGGUGUGGUAUCAUUCUCUCUCAUUCCUUGAACUUUUCAUAUGUAUCUGUCACAUAUAUCUAUACAUAGUGACAUAGCUGUAUGUUUAAAUCUAUUUAUAGGGUGCCUUGUGCAGAUUGGGUGUGUUUUAAUUUCUAAAGGACUCUUUUAGUCCAGAUGACAGGCACGGGCAUACUUGCCUUCUCCUCAUUUAGCGAUGUUCAGUGUUAAAUAUGAAUCUGAUAUUUUGCUCUAGACCCACCAGAUUAUAGCAGUUCCACUCAUUUGUUGUUCUUAAACAUGGCCGAAUUUAGUACUGAGUGCUCUUUGUGAGAUCUUUUAAACCAUCUUUGAUGUACUUCUGUGUAAAGGAGUCCACUCAUUACAGGCAUUCCAUUGCUGUCUGUCUAUAUAAAUGAUUAUGCAAGGACUAUUCUGUGUAUUUGGGCUUUGAUUUUAUAUGUAAGAGACAUUAGAAAAAUGUAGGUACGUUUUUUUUUAUUUGAUUAUUUUUCCUUUUUUUUU
Molecule: messenger RNA, 6296 nt
Organism: Carassius carassius (crucian carp)
Lineage: Eukaryota; Metazoa; Chordata; Actinopteri; Cypriniformes; Cyprinidae
Product: rho guanine nucleotide exchange factor 1-like
Exons: 33
Coding region: 365-3523 (1052 amino acids)
Biological process (GO): intracellular signal transduction; G protein-coupled receptor signaling pathway
Cellular component (GO): cytoplasm
Molecular function (GO): guanyl-nucleotide exchange factor activity; G protein-coupled receptor binding
Source: RefSeq, a predicted model, not a curated record